AUGAUUAACACCGUACCCGCCGUUUUGGCCCUUGCGGCCUUCGUCCCUCUGGCAUCUGCCCACAUUGCCUUCUGGGACAAGUCCAUGUACGGUUUCAACGUCACCCAGCAAGACUACUCCUACGACAACCGUCCCGUCACGCCCCUCGUUGGCUAUACAUUUGAUCAGUGGUGGUUCCACGGCCACUUGGACCACCCCCCUCUCCCUGGAGACACUUUCGACCUGCCUGCCGGCGGUACCAUCAACAGCCAGUUGUCUUGCGACAAAGGCGCCACUGUGUGGUACAACUCCUCCUCAGGAGGCGACGCCGGCUACGGCUCGAACUGGCCAUGCCCCGGCCAGCAGUCGUCCCAGUUCCACACGACGGGCAUCGACGACGUGAUGGGCUGCGCGCUCGCGAUCGCGUACAAGGGCAACGGAAGCGAGGUGCAGCCCGACGACUUCACCAUCUUCAGUGUGAACCAGACGUGCGUGUGGUACCUCAACACCGAGUUCGCCGUCCCCGCCGAGAUGCCUGCGUGCGGCCCCGAGGGAUGCACGUGUGCCUGGUUCUGGAUCCACUCGGACAAGAGCGGUGCUGAGCAGAUGUACAUGAACGGCUUCUCUUGCAACGUCACCGGCGCGACGGGCACCACACCCAUCGGCAAGUCCAUGCUGCCCCGCCGCUGCGGCGCAGACUCUGACCAGAACGAGGCCGCCAACCCCGGCAACUGCACGAUCGGGCCCAAGCUCCCGAUGUACUGGAUGCAAGCCGAGGGCAACAACAUGAACGAGGGCUACUACAUGCCGCCCGUGUACAACGACAUCUACGGCUUCCACGACGGCGCGCAGGACGACAUCUUCCAGGACGCGUACGUGUCCUCGCUCGGCGCGAGCCAGCCAGGCGUCGUCCCGAGCGCGACCGCCGCGGCGAACCGUCGCGCGGAGAUCCCCGAGCCUGUCGUGACGCCCCCGCCGGCCUCGCUCGUGCGGCGCCACAAGCGCACGCUGGCGCACGAACACUCGCACUGA
Postia placenta MAD-698-R-SB12 is the source of this 1011-nucleotide messenger RNA. RefSeq lists its product as hypothetical. Bases 1 to 1011 code for a protein of 336 amino acids. The record is from RefSeq and is a predicted model, not a curated record. NCBI's taxonomy places the organism in Eukaryota, Fungi, Basidiomycota, Agaricomycetes, Polyporales, Adustoporiaceae. The transcript is spliced from 8 exons.